Messenger RNA from Staurois parvus, 1014 nucleotides. The record is from the annotation of a GenBank genome assembly. NCBI's taxonomy places the organism in Eukaryota, Metazoa, Chordata, Amphibia, Anura, Ranidae.
AUGAAAUAUUUAUUCUUUCUCUUUAUUUUCUUUUCAGUUAAAUUGGAAAAGAGUCCACCAGUCAAGGGAACAUUGUCAGGGAGAGUGACGUUACCGUGCUUUUUCUCAACAAUACCUACAUUACCACCAAGCUACAACAUUACAAAUGAAUUUUUGAGGAUAAAAUGGACCAAAAUUGAGAAAAGCCGAGAUGGAAAAGACCCAAAGGAAACAACAGUUCUAGUUGCCCAAAGUGGUGGUAUCAAAAUUGGCCAAAAUUACAGGGGCAGAGUGUCUGUGCCCAGCCACCCAGAAGACAUUGGUGAUGCAUCAUUAACGAUGGUUAAGCUCCGUGCCAGUGAUGCAGGUGUUUACCGAUGUGAAGUGCUGUUUGGAAUUGAAGAUACUCAAGAUACAAUUUCCCUGGAUGUUUCCGGUGUUGUGUUCCACUAUCGUGCAUCUGUAGACAAGUACAUUUUAGACUAUGAAGGAGCCCAGAAAGCCUGUACAGAAAAUGGUGCCUCUAUUGCAACCCCAGCACAACUGAGAGCUGCCUACGAAGAUGGUUUUGAGCAGUGUGAUGCUGGAUGGCUGUCAGACCAAACUGUUAGAUACCCAAUCCGCAAUCCAAGAGCUGGAUGCUAUGGUGACAAGAAGGGCAAAGAAGGAAUAAGAACUUACGGAAGACGUCCAGAAGAAGAAAAAUAUGAUGUAUACUGUUUUGUGGAUGAACUUCAGGGUGACUUAUUCCAUGUUCCCAAAAGGCUGACAUUUGAGGAAGCUAAAACAGAAUGCGAGAAAAAGAAUGCAGCUAUAGCAACUGUUGGUGACUUGUAUGCUGCUUGGAGGACAGGCUUUGAUCAGUGCGACUAUGGCUGGCUUGCAGAUGGAAGUGUACGUUAUCCUGUGUCAUUUGCAAGACCCCAGUGUGGUGGUGGACUCCUUGGUGUGAGGACUAAAUAUCGCUUCAGCAAUCAGACAUACUUUCCUCAGUCAAAGGAGAAGUAUACAGUCUACUGUGUUCAGAGUAAGUGA